AUGUUGACCACCAGAAAUAUAAUUCCUCGACUUUCAAAGGUCUUUCGUGGCUCAAGAACGUUAACUACCGGUGGUCAACGUGAAUUCCGAGUUGAUGAGGAAGGAGUUCAGCCACCAGCCUUGACUCAACUCAACGAGGAGGAGAAUGCUUUGAAGGAGACUGGUGAGUUGGUUUUUAGGUGGUAAAUGAUGGAUUUUGUAUUGUUUGGGUAUAGAAUGAGUAUUUAUAAGGUUUUAGUUAUAAAAAUUAGUGGCAUUAAGGUUUUAAUGGUAAUAUCUGGACUUAUAUUAACAUAGAUUAAUGUCUGCUCGUUUAGUAAAGAAGUUCUCGAACGAUGUGAUUAAGCCAUUGGUCAGAGAGAUGGACCAAAGCUCCAAAAUGGACACGCGGGUCAUUCAAGGCUGUUUUGAUAAUGGCGUAAGUUAAAAACUUGGUUCUUUGAUGUGUUUUGUGAUGUAAAGGUGUAUCAUCUAUAUUAUACUUGAUUGCCAAGGUACUUUAAGCUAUGUUUUACUCAAUAUUUGAUUUUUUAAGCUUAUAUUAUAUUAAUAUAAUAUGAGUACUAUAAUAUAAGUAUUACUAUCGCUUUUCAGUUAAUGGGUGUAGAAAUCCCGGAAGAAUUUGGCGGAGCUGGAGCGCCAUUCUUCUCAGUAGUCCAGAUCGUCGAGGAACUGGCCAAAGUGGACCCAUCAGUCUCAGUUUUUGUAGACGUCCAAAACACACUAGUAGUACCACUAAUCACUGAAUAUGGUACUCAAGCCCAAAAAGAAGCCUACCUGACUAGAUUGCACAAGGACUGGAUCGGCUGUUUCUGUUUAAGUGAAGCCGAAUCUGGUUCCGACGCUUUUGCCUUAAAAACGACGGCUAAGCCAGAUGGAGACGACUAUCUUAUUAAUGGUACCAAAUUGUGGAUCACCAACUCUGGUCACGCCAAUUUGUUCUUGGUUAUGGCUAAUGUGGACCCCUCUAAAGGUUACCGAGGCAUUACCUGCUUCUUGGUCGAAGGCGAUGCUAAGGGAUUGAGUGUGGGACGACCCGAAGAUAAGUUGGGCAUCAGAGCGUCGUCAACGUGCCCGGUCAACUUUGACAACGUUAGAGUACCAAAGUCGGCUAUUUUGGGAGAAUUGGGCAAAGGUAGGGUAAUAUGAUACAUAUCUUUUUGGGGCAGUUUUGGUAAAUAACUUUAGUUAAAAGUGUUGAUUUAGUGGUGUUUUGGUAAAUGGUCAUUGUUGGACAAGCUGAGUUAUACUUUUUCAGAUUUUUGAAAUCUUUAAAAUUAAAAAAAAAAUUUUUUAAAUUGAGCUUGGUCUCCCCCUGUUGUUUUUGAAAUUUUAAAAUUUUUUCAAUAUGUGAUUUUAGGCUACAAAAUGGCAAUUGAAUGCCUAAACGCGGGCCGUAUUGGAAUCGGCGCUCAAAUGAUUGGUCUAGCCGAGGGCUGCUUCGACCAAACCGUCCCAUACCUACAAGAAAGAAAACAGUUUGGACAACGUCUCAUCGACUUCCAAGGAAUGCAACAUCAAAUCGCAGAUGUAGCUACUGACAUUGAAGCCGCUCGCUUAAUGGUCUACAACGCUGCUCGUCUGAAGGGUACUAAUCAGCCCUACAUUAAGGAAGCCUGUAUGGCUAAGCUGUAUGCCUCGAACGUGGCCACAAAGGCCACUUCAAAGUGUGUCGAAUGGCUUGGUGGAGUUGGAUUCACAAAGGAGUUUCCAGUCGAAAAGUUCUACAGAGAUUGUAAGAUUGGUACUAUCUAUGAGGGUACCAGCAAUGUUCAGUUGAAUACUAUUGCCAAGUUGAUCGACAAUGAGUUCAAGCAGUAA
This is a messenger RNA of Bursaphelenchus okinawaensis, 1821 nucleotides long. The record is from the annotation of a GenBank genome assembly. NCBI's taxonomy places the organism in Eukaryota, Metazoa, Nematoda, Chromadorea, Rhabditida, Aphelenchoididae.